CCGCGGCGCAGUUUUCUCCAGUGGAGUGGAGCUAUAAGUGACGGGCAGCGUGUGAGCGCCGUCAGUGGAUGGUGGUGUCUAAUGUGAUGGAUCUCCCUAUCUGGAUUGCUGAAUAGGACAGAACAUUUGAAUCCUCUGUGGAAACAUGAAAACGAAGAACUGCUUUUCAUUUAUCGUUCAGGACAAGUGACACAUUCCAGGGAAAAGCUUUAGGUUUGGGGCUUUUUUUGCAAAGUUCAGAAGAAUCUGCAUUCUCUGGGAUUUUAAAUAAAUGUAAAAUGAGAACGGUUUGAAGUCUAGCCUUCAAAAUGAAUGUUGGGAAGUCAGAUGACAAAGCAAAGAAUGGCUUGAAGUCUUCCUUACUUAUAAGGGAUGAAAAUGGAAAUAACUAUGCACAUGACAGAGCUACACCUUCCUCAAAGAAUUGUGCCACCAAGAUACACAGUAAUUCAACUGACCAGAAUAUAGCGGCUGAGCAUGAAGAUGAUUUUGAAAAUAAGAGUGACUUCAGAAGUAUUCUUUUAAAACAGCAGUGUAUUGAAGUACUUGAUCUGCAGAAGACACCUGGCAGAUACAACUGCACAGGAGCUCUGUCGGGAGAGGCAGAUGCUGCAUGCAAGUCUUCCAUGACUGAAGAGACUUGCAUGUGUCCUUUGAACUGUGACUUGAAAGCAACAACAAACUUAUUGAAAGGUGAUGGUGUUAUGGCAAAAAUGCAAAAUCAGAGUAUCAAACACACAGUGCCUUAUAGUCAGACUGACUCUAAGUGUGUAGUAACAUUUCCUGCUUCAGAGCAGAACAUGCAGUCCCUGAUAAAUGAUGGGGCGUGCUGCCACCUGAGCACAUGGGAUGUUACUAAUGUUACAGGUGAAACUCUGGGAACUGAUCAAAAUGAUGAUAUGCAUCUGAGAGAAACACUGAUCUCUUCUGAAAUAUGUACAAGAGAGAAAUUUGAUAGAACCAGCUCAGAAAGAACACCUAAUUGCACCUCUGCAGGUGUUGAACACUGUCUGAAAAAUGCUAUCAAGACUGAUAAAGAAUCACAGGAAACAGAAGCACAGUCUGUAGAACUAGCUACUGAAUGUAUAGAUCCUUAUAGGCGAGAUGCAUUGUCACCGUGCAUUAAUAUUAAUGAAGAUGACCAAUUGCAAUCCUUGCAGGAUAACUCUGACCACGAUGAAACUGGGAAUUCCAAUGCUAAAACGGGCGUGGAUAGUCUUGUAAAUAGUGUGCACCUUCUCUCAGUAGAUAAAAUGUAUGUAGAACAAGUAUCACAGAAAACCAGUGAACCCUUAACCAAAGAACAGAGUAUCUCUGGAAAUGCUGCUCUUCAGGAUAUGCACAACACCCCUUCUAUAUCUUGCAGUGUACCAAAAUUAAAGAGGACUGCUAUACCUGACCUGAAAUGCGAAGCAACUUUUGUGGUCUUCAGUCCUAUGGCUGAUGAAAGUGCUUCUACUCUAUGUACUUCAACCCCUAAAGAGCGAUCAAAAAAUAGAACUUUUUCUGUUUCAGCUUUGGAAGAACUUGGAGACAAGUCUCCUAAACUAAGACCAAAUGAGGCAUUUGUAGCAGGACAUAAGAAAAGGACUGUGCUUAGAGCUAGUUCAGAUCAAACUGUAAGAAAACCAGUGGGCAGGUCUCCUGUUGUGUCAGCAAUAACCAAAGCGAAGAAAUUGGAGAUUGUUAGUUUUCCCAAACCUGAUUUCAAAAAUGUGAAGCCAAAGGUGGUGUCUAGACCUGUGCUACAGUCAAGAGACAGUGCAGCAUUAAAACAGUCUCCCCAGUCCUCCCAGCUAUCAGCUGUCUCCUCACCUUCACGGGUUACUUCCCCAAGGCAAUUAUCCUCUGUAAAAGUGCUGAAAAAGACAGUAGAUCUAGCUAAAGAUUCAAAAGUGGAAUUGCCUGUAAAUAAACCCCAUAAGCUACAUCUUAACAAACGCCUCUUCACUAGCCAAGUUGUACAUGCCACAACACCUCCCAGGAACGCUUCCCACAAGGCUUCAAAGACACCUGCAUUAAAGCAAAGUCCUGAAGACACUGACAAAGCAAGCACUACCCAUUCGGCGUGCUCCUUGGGUUCUGCUGCAUUUCCAACAUGUGUAGAGAGCUCGGAAGAGAUGCUAAAUGAUAAAAUGGAAAGUUCAGACUCCUUAAUGCAGCCUUGUGCUCAAGAUAUUGACCCAACUGGAGGUGAAAAAGAGCAAAGCAGCAAUAUGGGAAUGCUUCUGGAAGUGACCUUGAUAAAAGAUGUGGCAAAUGAAACGUUUGACAUGCAGUCUGUUCCUUUGAUGCCUUCUGUGAAAGAUGGGACAACGCAAGGGAAAAGCAUACCAAAGAAAGACCCAGUCACGCUACAGAGUGUAUCGACUCCCAAGGAUAGAAUGGUGCCGUCUGUGUUGACCUUGAAGAGAGGAUGUAAAAGUAAAACUACCAGCACUGUUAAAACACCUUCUCACAAGGAAACUCCUUUGUCAGCGAGCUCCGGUAUAGGAUCUUUGCCAGGAGAGAAACAUGCCUCAGUGAAAAAUUCUCCAGCCUCCUUGACUAGCUCUGGUAAAUCCCUUGCCAAAUUCAAAGUGCCUGUCAAAAGAUCGGUGCUUGAGAGAACACCUAGCCUCUCAUCAGUCAGCAGCACUCAGAGUGAGCGAAGUCUUUUCAGCAGUAAUUCUGCAAAUGCCACAGUCAUCAAGAAUGGAGAAUGGCCUUCAAAACCAGCCUGCCAGAAUGGCACUUCGGGACCUGUCCCUUUGAAAGCACUAUCAAGGCCUAGAUUGCACUUGUUGAAGUCAACUCCUAAAGGAGCCAAAACCAAGUCUCCUUCACUGAACCAGUGCACACCAAAAUCAGCUGGGCCACUGCACUCAGGAAGGAAAGUCAGUGAGAUUAGAGGUUCUCCUGGAAGAAAUGUACACCAAAGCCUAUCUUGUUUGGGUCCUGUUGACAAGGGCAAGCAGCGGAGUCCCAGGAGUUCGUGCAUACAGACUCAAGGCUCCACAGAUGCACGUUCACCUGGCACAAAAGCAGCCGAGUUGACGCAGUACAAAACAAAAUGUGAAACCCAAAGUGGAAUCAUCCUGCAGCUGAAAAAAUUCCUGGCAUCCAGUAACCAGAAGUUUGAAGCAUUAACUAUUGUCAUCCAGCACCUGCAGUCUGAGAGGGAGGAAGCACUGAAACAGCGUAAAGAGUUAUCUCAAGAGCUAGUUAACCUUCGAGGAGAACUGGUAACCACUUCUGCAGCUUGUGAGAAAUUGGAGAGAGACAGGAAUGAACUGCAAAUUGCUUAUGAAGGGUUUUUGCAAAAGUUAAACCAGCAACAUCAUGAUGACUUAGCUGAGCUGGAGGAGAGGCUUAAACAGUUUUACACUGCAGAAUGUGAGAAACUCCAAAGUAUCUGCAUUGAGGAAGCUGAAAAGUACAAAGCACAACUCCAGGAGCAGGUGGACAACCUAAAUACCACACAUGAAAGCUUUAAGCUGGAACUCGAAAACAGACACUCAGAAAAAGUGGAGGAGCUGAAAAAGGAGUAUGAAUCCUUCGUUUCAGAGCUCAAGAGCACGCAUGAAUCUGAAAGGAAGUCACUUGAAGAUUCCUUUAAAGAGAAGCAGGAAUUGCUGGAGAAAAAAAUCGAUGAACUAAAAAGUGAAAACGACUCUCUGAGUGAGAAGCUGAAAUUAGAAGAACAAAAACAAAUAGCCAAAGAAAAAGCCAAUCUUAAAAACCCACAGAUUAUGUACCUGGAACAGGAGCUGGAAAGUUUGAAAGCAGUGCUGGAGAUCAAGAAUGAGAAACUCCAUCAGCAGGAUAUAAAGCUAAUGAAGAUGGAAAAACUGGUGGAGAACAACACAAUCUUAAUGGAUAAAUUAAAGAAGGUUCAACAAGAAAACGAAGAAUUGAAAGCUCGGAUGGACAAACACAUGGAGCUUUCAAGGCAACUUUCUACAGAGCAAGCUGUUUUACAGGAGUCACUAGAGAAAGAAUCAAAAGUAAACAAACGCCUGUCAAUGGAAAAUGAAGAACUUCUGUGGAAGUUGCACAAUGGUGACCUAUGCAGCCCAAGAAAACUGUCUCCCAGUUCUUCAUCUGUGCCUCUUCAGUCCCCACGAAAUUCUGGUAACUUCUCUAGUCCUGCUGUGUCACCGAGAUGACAUCUCUUGAGAGAAAGAGGGGAUUGCAUUUCAUUUCUGAUCUGCAGAACCAAUCUUAACUUUAAUCACAGGAGCAAGAGCUAUAUUAGCCGACUAUGACAUCUGAACAUAACUGGAAACUAUUCAGAGCAAAAAUGGCAAGAAGAGACUGUGAAUAUGGGAGUAAGACAUUCACUCCUCCCGAAAAGACUUGUUUAUGACCUCUAUGGACAUCGUUGCACAAAGCACUUAAGGAACAAGGAAAGACUUGUUUGUUGCCUUUUCACCUAACUCUAAGAAGAAGCUCAGGGGCUUAGAGAUAAAGAUCACAACCUUUAUAAUAUGUUCCUUAUCACCGACACUUUUUUAAGGCUGUGUGUGCGUGCGUGUGCUGUGGAUGGGAUGGAUGUAACACACUGUGCGUGUGUCUAAUGCUGCCUUCUUUGCUGUGUACGUAAUAAAGGAUAAAAGCUGAAGACUAUA
This is a messenger RNA of Myiozetetes cayanensis, 4610 nucleotides long. It is a transcript of the gene MTUS1, whose product is annotated as microtubule associated scaffold protein 1. Gene Ontology annotation, cellular component: cytoplasm; nucleus. Gene Ontology annotation, molecular function: microtubule binding. The record is from RefSeq and is a predicted model, not a curated record. The transcript has 17 exons. Bases 309 to 4148 code for a protein of 1279 amino acids. Lineage: Eukaryota; Metazoa; Chordata; Aves; Passeriformes; Tyrannidae.